UUCUUAUCUAAUGAUUCACAAUUUAUGGAAGUUUCUUUAAAAAGAUGUUUCCUUCUCAUUAAGUAAAUUGCUACUUACAUUACAAAAAAGUUCCAUUUGUACAAAAUUCGAAAUUAAAAUAGGAAAAAUAUGAUGGAAGGUGAAUUGAAGGACAAUAUUGAUAAAUUAGUUGAAGAACUGCGAUUCGUUGUAAAAUCUGAGAAAGAAAUUGAAGAUAUUAUUCAAGUGUUAGAUUCUAUUGUGAAUGUUAGCAAAACUUCAAUUGGAGAAGCUACUGAAUUUACAAUAGAUGAUGUUUUCCUAACCUUAUUGCGUCAUGAAUCUAAAGAAAUUAUUGCAAAGACUGCUAAAGCAAUUGCUGAGAUUGCUAAAAGUGAAAGGGGAAGAGAAAAAUGCACUACCACAGAUCUAGUAAAUGCAUUAAUAGAUCUAUUAAAAGAGGAUCGCGUUGAUGUAUUGACACAGACUUCCAGAGCCUUGGGAAAUAUUUGUUACGAGAAUGAAAAUGGUAAAAAGUUUGUUGAGGACAAAAAUGGGUUGAUAUCAAUUUUGGCAGUAUUGGAGAAAAGUAUUACGUUGGAAAAUGUAGAAGGUGCACCAUUUCUUCGCAAUGUUGCUGCAGGACUUUUGCUAAACUUUCUUAUUGACCGACCGUCUCUUCAUACAGAGGCACUGAAACAAGAAGUAGUGCCAAUUAUCUGCAGUAUUCUGGAAAUCGAUGGAAUUACAGGUGGAGAGGCUGCAAUGCAUUCUCUUUUGAUACUAGGAAUACUGAAUGAUGCUAACAUAAUAUUUUUAGAUGAAAGGGUUAUGAAAAUUUUAAUAAAUAUCUUAUCCACUGAUACAUCAUCAGAACUUUCUGAAAUGUGUUUAGAACUUCUUCAUGGACAAGCAGAAGAUGAGAAUGCCAAAUUGAUCCUUGCUAAAGCAGGUGUUUGUGAGUUACUGUUAAAGUUAUUGGAAAAACAUAGUCCAUACUGUACAGAUGAAGAAACAAGAUCUGUGUUGAAGAUCGCUUGCAACUUAAUUGUUCUUAUAUUAACUGGAGAUGACAGUAUGAAUUAUCUAUAUGAUGAAAGUAAUGGUGUUGCAUAUAAAAAGCUAAUUGAAUGGCUCGAAAGCGAAGAUAAAGAUUUACAAAUUACAGCCGUCUUAGCAAUGGGCAAUUUUGCGCGUACCGAUGCCCAUUGCAAACUCAUGGUUACGCAAGGUGUUCAUUGCAACCUUCUGAAACUGCUACAGAAAAAUAAUACAGAUAUAGCUGAUAUAAGAUUUCAACAUGCACUACUCAGCGCUUUGAGAAAUCUUGUUAUUCCUGCGGAUAAUAAACCUGUAAUAUUAAAAGAUGGGUUAAUAAACAUUUUGUAUUCUAUGCUGAAUGUUUCAUCUUAUCCAGUUGUAUUUAAGCUACUGGGCACUUUAAGGAUUGUUAUUGAUGGCCAAAGUGAGGCUGCCAUAGAAUUAGGAAAAAGGGAUGGUUUAAUAAAGAAAGUUGUUAAUUGGUGCGAAGUCGAGGAACAUCCUGGAGUUCAAGGCGAAGCAAAUCGUUUAAUCGCUUGGCUAAUUAAUAAUAGCAGAAAUAGAGAAAUAGCACUUCUAGUAAUGGAACAUGGAGCUGUGAAACACCUAGUCAAAAUGUUAACGACACCACACGUUUUAAUGCUAAAUGAAGCUUUAAUUAGCUUGAUGAUAUUGACUACAACUUCCCUGAUCGAAUGUGAAAAUCUUCUUCUUGAGGCUGAUAUAGGAGAAAAACUUUGCACACUUUUUACUACUUUAAACAGUUUGGAAGUACCAAUUUUGCAUAAUGUUUUAAGUCUAAUAGAAAAUAUUCUUAAUUUAGAUGCCUUAAGAGAACAUCUGGGAAAAACUGAAUUGAUAACAUUAUGUCAAGGAAUAAAUCUAAUCAAAGAAGAACCAAAACUUAAUGAAAAAUUGAAAAAAAUUUGCGAUAAAAUUGUGUAAUUAAGUAAUUAAAGAAAGGGAUAUUGAAAACGUACAAUCAUAUAUAUGAUACAAACAUCAAAAAUAUGUUUUUUGUUCCUGUUUAAUGAUUAAAGCGAUGCCAAUAUAACGUAUGCAGUUUAUGAGCAUAUAGAUCAAUUCCCAAUUUAUAUUUAAUGUUGAAAAAUUAUAAGAUGUCAAAAUUUUUAUUAUGUAUGUGAGUGUAUGUGCGUGUGCGUGAGCAACCAAAAAUUGUGAAAAGUAACAAUAACAAUCAUAUAUGUGUAAUAUGG
Bombus impatiens (common eastern bumble bee) is the source of this 2237-nucleotide messenger RNA. It is a transcript of the gene vimar, whose product is annotated as rap1 GTPase-GDP dissociation stimulator 1-B. Gene Ontology annotation, molecular function: guanyl-nucleotide exchange factor activity; protein binding. NCBI's taxonomy places the organism in Eukaryota, Metazoa, Arthropoda, Insecta, Hymenoptera, Apidae. Gene Ontology annotation, biological process: positive regulation of GTPase activity. The transcript is spliced from 10 exons. Bases 130 to 1965 code for a protein of 611 amino acids. The record is from RefSeq and is a predicted model, not a curated record. Gene Ontology annotation, cellular component: cytosol.